CAAAAAAAGGAAGGGGCAAAAGGGCAACCGGCUCGUGACUGUUUCCGCCCGUCGCGUGGACUCUUUAAUAAAAUCCCACCCCACAGAUCAUUUCCUUGACCGGACUACAAUAACCACGUGUCUCAUCCUUACCUCUCCUCAUCUCCCGCUUCUCUUUCCUCUCCUUCAAUCCAGGGUUUAUGUUCUCACCAAUGUCUGCCCUUCCAAAACCCUAAGAAAUUCUCCAACUUACCAGUCAGCAAGCAUUCACGUUAGUCUGAUGGAUGGAAUAAACACCACUGCAAGCAGUGGCGACGCCUCUACUAGCGGCGGUGGAGCACAAGCGACGCCGGUGCCGAUGGCGUCCCCGUCAAAUUCUCCGCCGCCAUUUCUGAGUAAGACUUACGACAUGGUAGACGACCCGGAGACCGACGCCGUGGUGUCUUGGAGUUCGACGAAUAAUAGUUUUGUGGUUUGGAAUCCGCCGGAGUUCGCUCGCGAUCUUUUGCCGAAGUAUUUUAAGCACAAUAACUUCUCCAGCUUUGUUAGGCAACUUAAUACAUACGGUUUUCGAAAGGUGGAUCCGGACCGUUGGGAAUUCGCCAAUGAAGGAUUUUUGAGGGGUCAGAAGCACUUGCUUAGGACUAUCAGUCGGCGAAAACCUGCCCAUGGACACACUAAUCAACAGCCACAACAAACUCGUGGACAGAACUCAACUGUUGGUGCUUGUGUUGAGGUUGGAAAAUUUGGGCUUGAGGAAGAGGUAGAGAGGCUUAAGAGGGACAAGAAUGUUCUUAUGCAAGAACUUGUUAAGUUGAGGCAGCAGCAACAGUCCACAGAUAGCCAGUUGCAAACCAUGGUGCAGCGACUUCAAGGGAUGGAGCAGCGUCAGCAACAGAUGAUGUCAUUCCUGGCAAAGGCUAUGCAGAGCCCGGGCUUCCUGGCUCAGUUUGUACAGCAGCAAAAUGAAAGCAACAGGCGCAUAACAGAAGCCAACAAAAAAAGAAGGCUCAAGCAGGAGGGUGUUUCUGAGAAUGAGGGUUCUAGUGCUCCUGAUGGACAGAUUGUGAAGUAUCAGCCUCAGAUGAACGAGGCAGCCAAAGCAAUGCUCAGGCAGGUCAUGAAAAUGGAUGCUCCUUCUAGGUUGGAAUCUUAUGACAACAAUCUUGAUGGCUUCCUGAUUGGCAAUGGUUCACCAUCAUCUAGUGCAAAAGACAGCAGAAGCUCUUCAAGCCGCAUGUCAGGAGUGACUCUUCAAGAGGUCCCAGCAGCUUCAGGGAUUUCCGGGCAUGGCCCCAUGGCUGCCAUAUCUGAAAUACAGUCUUCCCCACACAUUGCUAGCUCAGAAAAGGCUACAGCUUCUCAGUUUCCGGAAAGUAUACUGGUUGGAGGACAAGGAGCACCCUCCAUACCUAUUCCACAGGCAGAUAUAAUCAUGCCCCAGGUUUCACAAAAGCCAGAAAUGGUGCCAGAAAUUAUUGCUGAUAUUCCUGGUGAAGAUUACAUGGAACCAGAGACAAGCAGUGAUGUGUUCCUAGAUCCAGCUUCACUUGGAAUUAAUGAUACAAUACUCAUAGAUAUUGACAACAUCUCCCCUGAUCCUGAUAUCGAUGCUUUGCUUGAUAAUUCUAGCUUCUGGGAUGACCUUCUUGUGCAGAGUCCAGUGCCUGAUGAUAUUGAAUCAAGUUCUGUGGAGGGUAAAGCCAAUGGAAAUGAUGUACAUCAAAUUAUAAACGGGUGGGACAAAGCUCAGCAUAUGGAUCAGCUGACAGAACAAAUGGGACUUCUCUCAUCAGAUCGCAAGCAGCUUUAACCUCGCACGCCAAAUGUACCUUUCUUUCAAACCGUAAUAGUUAAACACCUAGAUAAACUUUUAACCUUGAUAAUCAGAUGGUCCUACUCCUUUGGCCAUUGGAACAACAAAUCGAUGCUUUUGGUUCCUGUUCCAGCAAUAGUUUUUAUUUUUGCACA
Populus nigra (black poplar) is the source of this 1950-nucleotide messenger RNA. RefSeq names its product heat stress transcription factor A-1d-like. The record is from RefSeq and is a predicted model, not a curated record. Gene Ontology annotation, molecular function: DNA-binding transcription factor activity; RNA polymerase II cis-regulatory region sequence-specific DNA binding. Gene Ontology annotation, biological process: regulation of transcription by RNA polymerase II. The transcript has 2 exons. NCBI's taxonomy places the organism in Eukaryota, Viridiplantae, Streptophyta, Magnoliopsida, Malpighiales, Salicaceae. Gene Ontology annotation, cellular component: nucleus. The coding region runs from base 260 to 1792 and encodes 510 amino acids.